GGGAAGGGGUGUGGCUGAUUUUGGAAGCCGAAGCUAAGGCGCAAUUUUUAUCGGAUUGGAAUCGCGGGAAAACGGAGAGGAGGGUAUCUAAAGAUCUCGCGAGAUGGACUGAGCUAGGCUAGUCAGAAUUAGGCGGUCUCUCGCGAUACAUAGAGGAAGCUGUCAGCUGGUGGGAGGGAAAUGUGGUGAAGCCUCUCGCGAGACUUGAAGGUACCGCGGCGGCCAGAAGGAGGGCAGGUUUGUAAACCGGGGUGUUGCAGGGUCCUAGGCACUAGCGGGGAAACGACUAAGUAGUCAUCUGAUGCAUCGGUGCUCCUUUCAUCGCCACAGGCACUGCCUCCACCUCUGACCUUUCUUUUAAUCGGUCUUUUAGAACCGGAAGUCCUUAGUCGUGAGCGUCCAAUGCUGGAAGCGGCCUGACUUUCCUUGCCGGAAACUCUUUUCCAGGGGAUGGGAAGACGGCCCACCUGGCCGGAAGUCCCACCCCUUUGAGCUCCCCCUCCCUUCCAGAAGUUUUUCUGUCACCUGUGCUGGUCUCCGUCCCCUUUCCCGGUUUUAUUCCUAUAUCAGAAAAGGGUUAUUUUUAGUCUCUCCCUCCCAGCUCCAAUAGACUAGUUGGGUACCUCACUCCCCGAGUCGGAGGUCCUUUCCCGAGCCCCCAUGUAGCUGGGAAGUGGGACCUGGGGGUGGUUGGACCCCUGGGAUCCUGAAGGAGGGCCAGAGAGGGCGCAGAACUCCGUUUCUGUUCCUGUUAUCCGGACGCGGCCCCCUCCGCCUCUCCUCCCGCUGCCAUGCACCCUGCGGCCUUCCCGCUUCCUGUGGUUGUGGUCACUGUGCUGUGGGGAGCGGCCCCCAGCCGGGGGCUCAUUCGAGCGAUCUCGGACCACAAUGCCAGCAUGGAUUUUGCAGACCUCCCAGCUCUCUUCGGGGCUGCUUUGAGCCAGGAGGGACUUCAGGGCUUCCUUGUGGAGGCUCACCCAGACAAUGCCUGCAGCCCCAUUGCCCCACCACCCCCAGCCCCGGUCAACGGGUCAGUCUUUAUUGCACUGCUUCGAAGAUUCGACUGCAACUUUGACCUCAAGGUCCUAAAUGCUCAGAAGGCUGGGUAUGGUGCAGCUGUGGUACACAAUGUGAAUUCCAAUGAACUUCUGAACAUGGUGUGGAAUAGUGAGGAAAUCCAGCAGCAGAUCUGGAUCCCGUCUGUGUUUAUUGGGGAGAGGAGCUCCGAGUACCUGCGUGCCCUCUUUGUCUACGAGAAGGGGGCUCGGGUGCUUCUGGUCCCAGACAAUAGCUUCCCCUUGGGCUAUUACCUCAUCCCUUUCACAGGGAUUGUAGGACUGCUGGUUUUGGCCAUGGGAGCAGUGAUGAUAGUUCGUUGCAUCCAGCAUAGGAAACGGCUCCAGCGGAAUCGACUGACCAAAGAGCAGCUGAAACAGAUCCCUACACAUGACUAUCUGAAGGGAGACCAGUAUGAUGUGUGUGCCAUCUGCCUGGACGAAUAUGAGGAUGGGGACAAGCUGAGGAUACUCCCCUGUGCUCACGCUUAUCACAGCCGCUGUGUGGACCCCUGGCUCACUCAAACCCGGAAGACCUGCCCCAUCUGCAAGCAGCCUGUGCAUCGGGGUCCUGGGGAUGAGCAGGAGGAAGAAACCCAGGGACAAGAGGGUGAUGAGGAAGGGGAGCCAAGGGACCAGCCUGCCUCAGAACGGACCCCUCUUCUGGGCUCCAGCCCCACACCUCCCUCCUCCUUUGGCUCUCUAGCUCCAGCCCCCCUUGUCUUUCCUGGGUCUUCAACAGACCCCUCACCCUCUACCUCUUCAGCUGCCAUCCUGGUUUAAUACUCCCUUCCGCACCACCUCUGAUGACCUGUUUGCACAGCCCCUCUUGCUCUCUCCAGUCUUCUAGUUUUGAGGGAUAGGAAACACUUCCACCCCAGAUUUCUCCCCUUACCCAGCUCCGUCCUUUUGAAGGGGUUCGGGGUACAAAGGGACAGGGUCUUCACUUACUGGGUUAAUAAAACUGUUUUUGU
Molecule: messenger RNA, 2029 nt
Organism: Budorcas taxicolor (takin)
Lineage: Eukaryota; Metazoa; Chordata; Mammalia; Artiodactyla; Bovidae
Gene: RNF167
Product: ring finger protein 167
Exons: 9
Coding region: 792-1838 (348 amino acids)
Biological process (GO): protein ubiquitination; positive regulation of DNA-templated transcription; ubiquitin-dependent protein catabolic process
Cellular component (GO): cytoplasm; nucleoplasm
Molecular function (GO): zinc ion binding; ubiquitin protein ligase activity
Source: RefSeq, a predicted model, not a curated record